This is a messenger RNA of Xyrauchen texanus (razorback sucker), 2086 nucleotides long. RefSeq names its product coiled-coil domain containing 69 (gene ccdc69). The record is from RefSeq and is a predicted model, not a curated record. Gene Ontology annotation, cellular component: nucleus; cytoplasm. Gene Ontology annotation, molecular function: microtubule binding. The transcript has 9 exons. Bases 86 to 1036 code for a protein of 316 amino acids. Lineage: Eukaryota; Metazoa; Chordata; Actinopteri; Cypriniformes; Catostomidae.
CGGGCGGAGGCAGCUAAAAGUUAGGCGAUCUGCUGCUACUAGUAACGAAGACGGGGUUUAGAAUAAAGAGGAAAGGCAGAAGAGCAUGGGUUGUCACAACAGCAAAGUUUGUGGCCAGGUCUCCCGGAAAAAGAAGAAAAACAAAGCAAAAGAAGGUGAGAAGCAAAUAAAGGAAGUCAUCAUCAGCCUUAAAGAUAGAAACGGUAUACUCUCAUCUGAUGAGCAGAAAUCUGGCUUGGAGAAUCGAUUGGAAACAUAUGAGUGGCAGCUGAAGAUACUACAUACCGUUUUGACGGCUUCAGGAGACCAGGAGAGAGACAAGCUCCUCAAGGACCAUCCUGGAGACAUUUGCACAUUGGUCCACAGCAUUAUAGCGAAGGUGAAGACUGAGAUAACCGCUGAUCUAAAUGAUCUUCAUGAAAAGCAGAUGAGGAGCACAUUAGAACAGCAUCAGAGAGCAACAGAAGAGCUACGACUAUUACACAGUGAAGAGAAGAAUGUUGUAAAUGAAACACACACAGCAACUGAGAAUGCUUUAAAGGACAAGAUUGAAGGGCUGACAUCAGAACUGAAGCUGUUCAAUGAGUUAAAGCGCAGAGCUGAGGAGUCCACGCUCAAGAGGGACCUACAGAGAAAUAUUGAGACUCAUGGCGGCCCUGGUGCAUUCUGGGAGCAGGAGCAGGAGAGCCUGUUAUUUGUCAUUGAAAUGAAGCGUGAGCGUUUACAGGAGCAGGGGAACAAACUGCUGCACAUGGAAACACUGGUUGAGAAGAACCUCUCACUGGAGGAUCAGCUCCUGCAUGUUCUACAGCAGAAUGAGGACUUCAGGGUCCGGAUAGACAACUAUCAAAGCCUCAUACAUCAACUCUCCAAGGAGCAGAAUGAGCUGCAGGAGGCGCUAGAAAACCAGUCUCUGCAGAGCCAGAAACUCAGCCAGGAGAAAGAAGAGCUACUUUUUAAACUCGUACACAACAGAGACUCCUGCUCUUCAUUUCACCUUACAUCCAUUGUACCUGCAGAGGUGUCUCCCAGCUGAGUGCAGAAUUAACCCAACCACCAAAUCCCUUGGUGCCUUUGCAGCUGCAAAGUUUUUUGUUUUUGUUAUGCCAGCUUGUAGAGUGCUGUGAUCAUGCAGUGUUGAAACUGAUUUACUGCAUUUAUCAUUUCAACUGGCAAAAAAAUAUUUUUUUAUAUUUUAGAUUUAAUAUCAGGAAUGUUUGAUUCCAUUUUUGGAAUAUCUGUGGAUCUAAUGCAGUAGCUACUUCUGUUAAAAGUAAUUGUGUUUUGGAACACAAUGUAGUAACAUCUUUUAACAUCUGAAUUUGUUGUAUGUGGUACAAAAUGUAUUAGCAGCUGUAAAAAAAGUCUUUCUUUUUUUUCUGUCAAGAAAACGGCUGUUAAGCAGGCUCUGUAUCAUUUUGCCUUCGAACAUAAUUAGAGCCAGAAGCACUUGUUUGUGUAGCUUGAAGCUUUGGGAUCUUUUCAGAUGCACUUGCACUUUUUUUAUCUGUUUAUUAUUUGUUGGUGAGAUAAUGGGCCUUGACAACUUUGUUGACUACCAGUAUGUGUUUUUCCUUCACCUUGCACACUUUGGCACAAUAUAAUUUUCUCUUAAUCAUUCUGAUCUUCAGUAAAUGGACAUUUUAAUGGGAAUGACAACGAGGCUGUGAGGGACAGACAUGCAGUCUCCUUAAUGGGCGGUACUGCUGUUUAAAGUGUUUUUGAAUCGUUGAUAAAAUAUCUGUCCAAGAACAUUCAGUAUACAAAGAGUUCCAGACAACAUGAGUUGUGGAAAAUUAGAUGUGAUCUAGAAACUUAAUACCGCUCGUGCCUCGGAAGAGACUGACUGCAUAUCUAUUCCUCACAGUCUCGUUGUCGUUCCCAUUAAAAAUCAAAGAUGGCGCUAGUGUGAAUAAGGUUUGUGGCCUUCUCGCCGUUGCAAUUAUGUAUUGCCGUUUUAAAAACUUUUCAGAAACAGGUGAAAGUAGCUUUUGUUUCCUGUGUGCCCUUUUAUUGUUUUUUUUAUUAUUGUUGUGUGGUAUUCUAAAUAUUCUGCCAAAUAUAAGUGCCUUUGUUAUAAAGGAAA